CCUUAAACGGGCGUUGUUGUUACUUCGUCUGCCAUUUUGAUUAGAAGUACUUUAGUCUACUCUACAGGAGAUAUCGUCGUACUUAAAGGCUACAUUCUUGUAGGCAAAAUGCUAUCAGCAGCCCAGCUACUCGACGAGUUGAUGGGCCGAGAUAGAAACUUGGCCCCCGACGAGAAACGAUCAAACGUGCGAUGGGACGACGAGAGCGUGUGCCGAUACUAUCUGUGUGGCUUCUGCCCAGCAGAGCUAUUCACAAACACCCGCUCUGACUUAGGGCCUUGUGAGAAAAUCCAUGAUGAAAAUCUUAGGAUAACGUACGAGAAAAGCUCUCGGUUCAUGAAGGAAGGCUACGAGCGAGACUUCCUGCGCUACCUGCAGUCGCUCCUGGCAGAGGUGGAACGGCGUAUUCGUAGAGGGCAUGCCCGGCUUGCACUUUCUCAGGCUCAGCAGAAUGCAGGGGGUCCUGGUCCAUCAGGAAAGAACGAGGAGAAGGUUCAGGUUUUAACAGAGAAGAUAGAAGACUUGGUUGUACAGAUCGAGGAGCUGGGGUCAGAGGGCCGUGUGGAGGAGGCCCAGGGAAUGAUGAAGCUGGUGGAGCAGCUGAAGGAGGAGAGGGAGCUGCUCAGCUCUACCCCCUCAACCAUUGAGAGCUUUGCGGCCCAGGAGAAACAGAUGGAGGUGUGUGAGGUGUGUGGGGCCUUCCUCAUCGUGGGUGAUGCACAGUCUCGAGUGGAUGACCACUUGAUGGGAAAGCAACAUAUGGGCUACGCCAAGAUCAAAUCCACCGUAGAGGAGCUGAAGGAGAAACUACGUCGCCGCUCAGAAGACCCGCAAGGUGAAAACCCAGCACUCAAGAGGGACAGAGAAGACCGCGAGCGUGAGAGGGAGGAACGGGAGAAAAAACGUAAAGAGGAGGAAGAGAAGGAGAAGGAGCGGGAGAAGGAACGUGAGAAGGAGAGGGAACGUGAGAGGGAGCGAGAGAGAGACAGAGAACGGGACAGAGACAGAGAUAGAGACAGGGAGAGGGACAGGAGGGCACGCCGAAGCCACUCCAACAGCCGCCACUCCAGCCGAACAUCAGACAGGAAGCGCAGCAGAUCCCGUGAUCGGAGGAGGUCCAGGAGCAGAGACAAGGACAGAGAGAGAGAACGCAAACGCAGCAGGAGCCGGGACAGGGAGAGGGAAAGGGAGAGGGAGAGGGAAAGGGACAGGGACAGGGACAGGGACAGGGAGAGGAGGCGCAGCCGUGAGCGCUCUGACAGAAAGCGCCGCUCCCGCAGUCGUGAGAGGAGGAGGUCGCGCAGCUCAGAGCGCAAAUCUCACCGCCACCGCAGCCGCAGCAAGGACAGGGACAGAGACAGAGACCGGGACAGAGAGCGGUCAUCAAAGGACAAAGACCGUAAGACGACAGAGGAGAGGAGCAGCUCUAAGAAAGACAAGCACUCUGACGGCGAUGCAGCUUCCAUCAAGGCUUCGUCAGAAGCGGAACCGAUGGAGACAGAGGCGGCUGCCUCUGCCUCCUCCCCUCUGCUUAACGGCCAGCAAGAGCUCCUCCAUUCUGAAGGUGACACUCAGUCCAAUUAAAACUGAUCUGAUAGGACCUCAGAUCAGGCUCAGGUAAGUGCGUCCUCCUCCUUGCUCCCCCCUGGCUCUCAACCCUACAACCACCCAACCCCCACCCCAUCUCCCCUACCCACCCUCUCACCCUACCUCUCCCACCCUGUUUACGUUCAGUUCAAUACCUAUGAUUUUGUCUUAUGUACUCUAUGCAUAUAUCUUUAUCCUGUUUUCGAAUAGUGCAUCAUAAGUAUGCACUGAAGAUGAAGGACUAGGCCCGAUGAAUGAGAAGAAGGUAGAAAACAUUCACACAAAGCCAAGAGGGAAAGGCCAGUGUAGCCCUGAGCAAACAUGCCCGGAGGUACCCCUCGUUUUGUAUCGGUUUUUGAUCCUUAUAGAUGUAUAUUUGUCUUUGUGGACAAAAUGGCAGAAAAAAUAUUAACCAGUCCAAUCAAAUUUUCCUGCCUGUAUUUACCUGUUUGUAUUUAUUUAUUUUAUUCAUUUUACUUUGAAGUAGGAAAAUGUAAUAGUUUUGAUUUGCUGAGAUAUUACUCUCCAUACAGGGAGAAAUUUCAGCCACUGUGUGUUUAUGUGUCUAUCACGGGGAUUUCUCCUGCUCACAUGUAAACAUACAGAUAUACUUUCAUGUGAAAAAGCAAGCCAUUUAUUUGAAACAUAACUCAAAUGCCAUGGAUUUGUUGUCCAGCUUACUGUGCCUGAUGAUGCCAUGCAGUGUGUGUUUGGGGGGUGUUAUAGCACCGGGGGCCUUACGUAACUAACUAACUGGAGGGUAGGGUUUAUCGAAUGAAUUGCAGCUGACUUCCAUACCUCACACAGCGUUGGUGUUGUGAGCGAGACCACAUGAGAAAAGGGCAAAUUAAAAAUCAUGGAUACUCUCUGACUGUCAAACUGUGCAGGUACUCACCCCAGGUACUCCUUUCUCUACCCACAUCCAUUUCUGAAUGCUGUUGCCUGUCAGAAAAACAAUUCUGUACUUCUCCAGAACAUGAACUUGAAAGCUUGACUCUGUAUUUUUUUACUGUGUUUCUUUGUUUUUUUUCUAUUAAGUUUCAGAUAUGUUCGGGGAAAAGUCAUUCUGUAGAAAUGUCAGAGACACAUUUUUAUUUAACUGCUGAGAUGCACAAACAGCCUGCUUGAUAUACCUACGCCAAAAGCUGAAGUUGUGUGUAUUUCCCAUUAGUGUGUUGUUGGGGUAUUUUUAACGUCGCAUUUGUUCAGUGAGUAGGAUGCUGUGUUUGUGUCUAUCCUUAAUUGAUCAUUGAAUCUCCAAAAAAAAAUAUGUAAAGUGCACUUUGGCAUUGACGUAGGGAAUAUCAAACAGGUUUGUCACUGCUUUUAAAUGAUUAUGGUCUAGGGUAGUGACCAAACCUUGUGCUCUUUACUUCUAUUCUGAUCAAAGCAAGUGCAGUUAAAAAGAAACUGACAUAUGUACAAAAGAUCAGGAUAUUCUGGCUAAAUUACACUAUUGUGUUAGUGUAUGGAUGAUGUUCGAGCAUUAUUAACAGUGUCUCUUGUUUACAAUCUACACUUUCCUCUGUGGCUAAAUUGAGGGAUGUAUUUUACCGAUAGUCUUUCUGUAGGAAAUAUUAUUGUUGCUACAAGCACUUUGUUGUGGGACCUUUGCUAACAUUGCAUUUUGUGAACGUUUUUGCUCAACAGGGGAAGCUGGGAUAUCUGGUGGAGAAAGAAGCGGAAGAGCGCACCCAUCCUUACCCUGAACCUGACACUUCGCUGCUUAAAAACAAGGUGAACCACAAAUGUGUAGUGGCUUAUUUAAAAACACGAACGUAACGUGUAAAUGAGGAGAGAGAGAGCGAGAGAGGAAAAGAAAUACAUUGAUUUUCAUGUUCCAUUACCUGUCUAUCUUUUGGCUGGAUGAGGGUAGUUGUGGUUCAUCUGAUGUACUUCUUGGUCUUGAUGUCAGUUGGGCAUCACUUUAAAUACCAAACCUAGAUCGUUAUGGGCUUUUGUGUUGUUAUUUUGGAAAUCUUUACACAUCCUCCUUGUUUUUUGGCAUUUAGUGAAAAUGAAAUAAAAACCGUGCUUGUGGUUUGUUUUGGUUUGUCAGGUUCCACUUCACUUCCUGACCUUCUUUUUAAAAAGUCAGUUGAACGCGUAUGUACAAUGUUAGUCCCCGUGACAGGGCGUGUCUCUUUUCUCCUCCACUUAGAGCUCACAUUGAUUGCUCGUGCCCCCUUACUGUAAAAUAUCCUGAUUUCAUUUUGAUCAAAAGAUUUUGAAGACUGAAGAUUUGUUUAAUUUUGCUCUGCUUUUAAUGUCCAUGUUGUCUCGCUGAAUAAAUAAUAAAAACUU
Molecule: messenger RNA, 3891 nt
Organism: Chelmon rostratus (copperband butterflyfish)
Lineage: Eukaryota; Metazoa; Chordata; Actinopteri; Chaetodontiformes; Chaetodontidae
Gene: luc7l3
Product: LUC7-like 3 pre-mRNA splicing factor
Exons: 10
Coding region: 109-1584 (491 amino acids)
Biological process (GO): mRNA splice site recognition
Cellular component (GO): U1 snRNP; U2-type prespliceosome
Molecular function (GO): mRNA binding
Source: RefSeq, a predicted model, not a curated record